AUGGGCCUCCGGGCGGCCGCGCGCCCGCGCGCUGGCCCGCUGCUAGCCGGGCGCCUCUCGCGCGCCGGCCCCGCCAGGGCAGCCCAGGGGGCGCCUCGGGGGCCGCCGGCGGCGGGCGUGCAGGCGGCAGCUGCUGCGGCGCUCGCGCUUGGGGCACUUGGAGAGCCCAAGAGGAGGUCCAGAGGCGUGGCCGCCAUGCAGUCGGCGGCCGCGGUCGCCAGCGGAGCUCCCGGAGGCACGGCGCCGAGGGGAAGCGAGCUGCCGCUCGUGUACGGCACCGCGUGGAAGAAGGAGGCGACGGCCGAGCUGGUGGUGGAGGCCGUGCGCCGCGGCUUCCGCGGCGUAGACACCGCCUGCCAGCCGAAGCACUACCGCGAGGACCUGGUGGGCGAGGCCCUGGCCAGGCUCGCCGCAGAGGGCAUCCCCCGCGAGCAGCUGUGGCUGCAGACCAAGUUCACGCCGCUGCGUGGGCAGGACCCCCAGAGCGUGCCCUACGACGCGGGCGCCCCCCUGGCGCGGCAGGUGGAGCAGUCCAUCCGCAGGUCGCUGGAGAACUUGCGGACGGACCGCAUCGACUCCCUGGUGCUGCACUCGCCGCUGCCGACGCUGGAGGAGACGCUGGAAGUCUGGGGCGCCUUCGAGGACGCCGUCGACUCCGGGGCGGUUGGCCAGCUGGGCAUCAGCAACUGCUACGACCUGGACACUUUCAGGGCGUUGUACGAGAGAUCGCGGGUUAAGCCGAAGGUGCUGCAGAACCGCUUCUAUAAAGAAUCCGGCUACGAUGCCGACUUGCGGAGUUUCUGUUUGGAGCGGGGAGUGACAUACCAGACUUUCUGGACGCUCACGGCAAACCCGCACAUUCUGAAAGGCGAUCCCGUCCGAGAGGCUGCGGGACGUCUGCGUGCGACGCCAGAGCAGGUGCUCUUCUGUUGGCUGGUUCAGUCUGGCCACCAGCCAUUGACGGGCACCCGUUCGCCAGAGCACAUGUCACAGGAUUUGGGCGUCGUCAGCUUGCGCUUGUCGGAUGCGGAGAUGAAGGGGCUAGUCACCUCGGUGUCCUUCCCGUUCUUUCCCGCUCUCGGGCUUCGCCAUGCCAAGCGCAGGGUGCUCCACUCGUGCCGGUCCGCCGGGUGCCGCCAGGGUGGAGGCUGCCAGAUGCAGAUGCAGAUGCCGGCGCAGAGCGGCUUCCAGCAGGGCGGCUUCCAGAACGGCGGCUUCCAGCAGGGCGGCGCCUGCUUCCCCCAGCAGUCGCAGGGCGGCUAUGGCCCCCAGCAGAUGCAGCAGAGCCCACAGGACUACGGCAAGGGCGCCAGGAUGGGCGACAAUCGGGACCAGGGCGCCUACGCGCCGCCACACGCGCGGCAGGGCGCCUACGUCCCGCCCCACGCUCGGCAGAGUCAGGGCGGCGUCGGCGGUGCUGCAGGCGGUGCCGACAACGGCUACAUCCGCGACAUCAUGAGCGAUUUCGAGGCGGCCUCGAGCUCUUGGGGCAAUGCGAUGCCAGCCUUGACAGGGAAGGAGAUCGGGGGCUCCGAGACCGACCUCACAGAGGCGAAGGUGUGGGGCAAGGGCGACAUCGCGCAGGCCUACACCACGUUCAACAGCUGCAACUUCCCCAAGCAGAUCAUGGCCAGCAUCCACGCUCUCGGCUUCGCGGCCCCGACGCCCAUCCAGGCGUACUGCUGGCCCGUCUCGCAGUCCGGCCGCGACCUGAUCGGCAUCGCCAAGACUGGCAGCGGCAAGACGCUGGCCUUCUUGCUCCCACCGUUCACGACGUUCCUAGGCAGCCGCCCAGACUACUCCGGGCCGCAGAUGCUGGUCAUGGCCCCCACGCGCGAGCUGGCAUGUCAGAUCCAGGCGGAGGCCGAGAAGUUCGGCCGGCGCAUCGGCAUCCUCUCCGUUUGCGUCUACGGCGGCGCGCCCCGGGGCCCGCAGUUGCGGGACAUGCGCCAGGGCCGCCACGUCAUCGUAGGCACUCCUGGGCGCCUCAACGACUACCUGGAAGGUGGCCAGCUGAAGUUGGGCGCCUGCAAGUAUUUGGUGCUGGACGAGGCUGACCGGAUGCUGGACAUGGGUUUCGAGCCGCAGAUCCGCACAAUCAUCAACGCGAUCCCGCCUGGGCGCCAGACUAUGAUGUUCAGCGCCACGUGGCCCAAGGAGGUCAGGAAGCUGGCCGCAGACUACCUGCGGGACCCGGUGCACAUCCAGAUCGGCUCGCACGACAAUUCGGCGAACAAAGACAUCCAGCAGCAG
Messenger RNA from Prorocentrum cordatum, 2253 nucleotides. NCBI's taxonomy places the organism in Eukaryota, Dinophyceae, Prorocentrales, Prorocentraceae. The record is from the annotation of a GenBank genome assembly.